Messenger RNA from Pistacia vera, 2973 nucleotides. Its product is annotated as probable WRKY transcription factor 2. The record is from RefSeq and is a predicted model, not a curated record. Lineage: Eukaryota; Viridiplantae; Streptophyta; Magnoliopsida; Sapindales; Anacardiaceae. The transcript is spliced from 5 exons. The coding region runs from base 341 to 2623 and encodes 760 amino acids. Gene Ontology annotation, biological process: regulation of DNA-templated transcription. Gene Ontology annotation, molecular function: sequence-specific DNA binding; DNA-binding transcription factor activity.
UUACACAUAAUUUUAAUAUAUUUUAAUUUUAAUGGGUUUCUAUUCUAUUUCUGCUUGUACCUUUCUCUAAUUAAAACAUCAUCAUAUCAUUUCAUUUUCUUUGUACAAAUCAAAACCACAGAGAAAAAGAUUGCAUUUUGAUUCCAUUUCUCCACUUUGUAUAGCAAUAUCUGAGUUGGGUCGGGUCGGAUUUCUGUGGUUCAUGCUAUAUUGAUGGUGGUGGUGGUGGUGGUGGGUCUUCUUCAUUUAGCUUUGACUCUUUAAUCAAUCAGGAAUUCGACCUGUGCAAGACCUUGAUUCUAUGCUGACCUGACUUUGACGCCAACUCUGAAAAAUAUUCAUGGCUGGAAUUGAUGAUAACAUUGCAGUGAUUGGAGAUUGGGUGCCUCCUAGUCCCAGCACAAGAGCAUUUUUCUCGGCAAUGUUAGGUGAUGAUAUUGGCUCAAGAGAACCACCUAGCGAAACUAGGGCUGAGGGACUCUUUUUGGGAUCGCAAGAGAAGAUGACAUCAGGAAAUACUGACAAAAAGGACGGGAUGCAAGUGAGUGUGUCUACUGAAUUAGGUCAUUUCUCAGAGCAGAAAUCAAGCUCACGUGGUAGUCUUGUGGAAAGGAUGGCAGCCAGAACUGGCUCAAAUGCUCCUAGAUUAAAUACAGAAAGCAUGAGAUCAUCGGACCUUUCACUGAACCCCGAUGUUCGAUCUCCUUACUUGACAAUAUCACCUGGUCUCAGUCCAACAAUACUGCUGGAUUCUCCAGUUUUCCUUUCAAAUGCACUGGCACAUCCAUCUCCUACAACUGGAAAAUUUCCAUUUAUCCCAAAUGGUAAUGGUAAAAGUCCAUUUAUCUCAGAGGCCCCUGAUAAAAGUAAAGAUAAUUUUUUUGAGGACAUCAAUGCAUCGUCGUUUGCGUUUAAGCCUAUUGCAGAAGCAGGUUCUUUUUCCCUUGGUGCACCAAACAAGGUAGGAGUUUUAAUGAAUAAUUCUUCAUUCUGUAUUCUUACUUGCCCUGUAUUGUGUGACCACUACUUACAAAUUACUUUCACCCUUAUUCAGCAAUCCUUUCCUAGGAUUGAGGUUUCUGUUCAGUCUGAGAAUUCCCAUCAGUCUCAAAAUGUUGAAUCAGCUAAGAUUCAUUCUCGUUAUGGGAACAGCCUCAACCUUCAGACAGACUUCUCCAGAUCAUCUACUGAAAAAGAUAAUGGGUGUAAUACCAUCAAUGUAGAUCAAACAGUCUUUGAUACUGUUGGUGGAAGUACAGAGCAUUCUCCACCUCUCGACGAGCAACAGGAUGAAGAAGGAGAUCAAAGAGGCAGUGGAGAUUCCAUGGUUGCUGGUGCUGGAGGUGCAUCAUCAGAUGAUGGAUAUAAUUGGAGAAAAUAUGGACAAAAGCAAGUGAAAGGCAGUGAGUAUCCACGUAGCUAUUACAAGUGCACACAUCCCAAUUGUCAGGUUAAGAAGAAAGUGGAACGGUCUCAUGAAGGCCACAUAACAGAGAUUAUAUAUAAAGGAGCACACAACCACCCAAAGCCUCCCCCCAACCGCCGAUUAGCCAUUGGAUCAAACCCACUUCUUGACAUGCAACUAGACAUCCCUGAACAGGCUGGAGUACAGAGUGGUGCUGAUGGUGAUCCUGUAUGGGCAAAUACACAAAAGGGAACUACUGUUGGAACUCCUGAUUGGAGGCAAGACAAUGUCGAGGUGACAUCUGCAGCAACUGUGGGUCCUGAGUACAACCAAUCUACCUCUUUGCAGGCUCAGAAUGGGACUCACUUUGAGACUGGUGAUGCUGUGGAUGCCUCAUCUACCUUUUCUAAUGAUGAAGAAGAAGAUGAUAGGGGGACACAUGGUAGUGUAGGUUAUGAUGGUGAAGGAGAUGAAUCUGAGUCAAAGAGAAGGAAAAUUGAAGCUUAUGCAACAGAAAUGAGUGGAGCCACCAGAGCUAUUCGUGAGCCUAGAGUUGUGGUCCAGACAACAAGUGAAGUGGAUAUCCUUGAUGAUGGAUAUCGCUGGCGCAAGUAUGGGCAGAAAGUCGUGAAAGGAAAUCCAAACCCAAGGAGCUAUUACAAGUGCACUAGUGCAGGCUGCACAGUGAGAAAGCAUGUGGAGAGGGCAUCACAUGACCUGAAGUCUGUGAUCACCACGUAUGAGGGAAAGCACAACCAUGAUGUACCUGCUGCUCGCAAUAGCAGUCAUGUCAAUUCUGGCUCCUCUAAUGCUGUUACUGCCCAAGCUGUGGCUGCUGGUCAAGCUCACGUUCAUAGGCCCGAACCAUCACAAAUGCACAAUGGCAUGGGAAGGUUCGAUAGGCCUGCUGCAUUCGGUUCUUUCAGAGUACCUGGAAGACAGCAUUUGGGACCUUCUUCUGGCUUCUCAUUUUCAAUGAAUCAACCAAGGCUGGCCAAUCUAGCUAUGGCAGGACUGGGCCCUGGCCAAGCAGAACUGCCUGUUAUGCCUGUUCAUCCAUAUUUGGCUCAGCAACGUCAGGUGAAUGAAAUGGGUUUCAUGAUGCCAAAAGGAGAACCAAAGGUGGAGCCAAUGUCAGAACCUGUUCUAAACUUGUCCAAUCGUUCAGCAGUGUACCAACAGCUUAUGAGUAGGCUACCUCUUGGACCUCAGAUGUAAAUGUUUCUGCUUUGUUUUAUCGAUUAUAUUCUAUUUAUAUUAUUAUAACUUUGUUGUUGUUCUGAGGAAAGUAGUAAUAUUUAUAAAUCUAUACAUAACACUCUCAGUUUCAUUGGUGAUCCAAAAUUUUAUGUACCAAAUUGGUGUUGCAAACAGAUGAAGAAAGCAUUAAUAUGGAACACCACAUGCUUAGAGCUUGUGGUGGGGGCCCCAACAAGAAUGAUAGAGAUGACAAUUCAUUGUUUUUUUGUUUUUUUCUAGCUUUGUUUGUUACUUCUUGUUAAACGUCUCUUGUACCGAAGAUGCUAGUUCAAGCCUUAUGCAUCGUUAUAUCUUAUGCCUCUGUAUUU